This is a messenger RNA of Aspergillus calidoustus, 834 nucleotides long. NCBI's taxonomy places the organism in Eukaryota, Fungi, Ascomycota, Eurotiomycetes, Eurotiales, Aspergillaceae. The record is from the annotation of a GenBank genome assembly.
AUGGAUCUCUUCCUCUAUAACCCUACCUACCAGGUCUGGAUCUGCACGGCCACUAGCUGCCAGUACGCAGUAACUACCUCCACCUUGCUUACCCACCUCCGCACCCACCAUCACUCGCACCCAACCGCGGCAACCCUUCCCCUCCGCGAAGCCGCCCUAGAGGCGAUGCUCCAGCGGGCGUGGGCUGACCCAGCCCAGGAGCCCGGCCGCCAGCCCACCACGGGCGACCCGCCCGUGCCAGGCCUGCCCGUCUACCAGGGCUACGGCUGCCCGCACUGCCCCUACAUCGCCUGGACCCUGGAGUCUACUAACGGCCACCGCCGCGCGCAGCACAAGGAGCAGGACGGCACGUGGGGGCCUGGCCGGCUCUCGGCCGCCCGGGCCAGGGCCCGGCAGCAGGCCCGCCUCGCGAAUCGGGUAGUAUCCUGCCAGCGAUUCUACGUUACCCAGGCUGGGAGCCACUUCUUUGAGGUGACCUACACGGCAGCCCUCACGGCCGCCCGGGGCAUGAAGAAGAAGCCAGCGCUAACCCCCGCGGAGCUCGUCCGGGCCCGCGUGGACCAGGCGCUGCGGGAGGGGGAGGUGGCCGUGGAGAGGGCCGCGGGCCAGGUCCUAGUCCUAGAUCCACACCUAACUGAGGCCUCGCCCUGGCUAGAGCUUACCCGCUGGCCCGAGUACCUUCGCGGCCAGGACCUGACCGCGGUGGCCCUACUUGGCGGCCCGCCUGAUCCCCGCGAGGAGCCACUACCAGCCCAGCUCGCCGCGAGCGUGCAGCGGCUAGUCAGCCAGGCCUACGACGCCAUCCAGGGCGGCCAGAUCAACGAGUUCAACUAG